Molecule: messenger RNA, 2496 nt
Organism: Cryptosporidium ubiquitum
Lineage: Eukaryota; Apicomplexa; Conoidasida; Eucoccidiorida; Cryptosporidiidae
Exons: 1
Coding region: 1-2496 (831 amino acids)
Source: RefSeq, a predicted model, not a curated record
AUGUCAUCCAAGAUUCCAUCUUUAAUUCGCCCCACAAAUUUAAGAAAGCCAUCUGCAAUUUCUAAUCAAAUAAAUUCGGGUACUAACGGGUUUCUGAGCGAAGCAAAACAUAGCCUAAAUAAGGAGAAGAACUUAAAGAAUGAAAACAAAGAAAACUAUUUGUUGACUAGUAAAUUGAAUUCUCAAGCUACCAUAAGUUUUAAAGUACCUAGAGUUGCUUAUUUAUCAGAUAGGUCUCAAAAUAAUAUUUCGUCAACUGGAAUCAAGUAUUCAUCAAAAAUUAUCGCUAGAAGAGAAUCAUCAGAUAAUCAAUGUAAUCGCAACAAUAAAUCUCAAAAUAUUUUAAAUCAAAAUAUUGGGAAAUCGAAACCAAGUGUAAAAAGAAAUGAUAGAAAUGAUAUUAAAUACCUAAGCAUCAGACAACAAAAUUUGAUAAGAGAAAGGGAAUUAAGACUCGAAAAUACUAAAUUAAAAUUAGAAGAAAUUGACAAUAAGCAUGAUCAAGAACUACUGUUUAGUGGUUUAAUUGAAUCUGAACUUAAACUCCAGUUGGAGUAUCUUGAUGAAAACAACUACAGAUAUAUGGAAGAAAUCAAAACAAUACAAGAGUUUGAGAAAACAUUGAUAUGUGAAAUAGCAAAUCUGGAAAAUCAAUUCAAUGAAAUGGAAUUUGCUUUCUCAAACUUGAGGGAUAUAAACACUAUUAAAAGUUUAAAUGAUAAUUUUAAAUUACAGAAUUUGGAUAUUGAACAAACAAUUCAAUUAUUACAUAGAGAAAUUUCAGAAUGUGAUAAUUCUAUUAAAUUUUAUGAGCUAGAAGGCGAUGAUGGAGAGUUAAUAGUUAAAAACUUAAGAGUUCCAUUUAAUAAAUCUAUAGAGUAUGCCUUAAAUUUAGAAAAGUUGUUACAAAAUGACAAAUUACUAAUCAAUCAACUUCAAUUUAGGUUACAUAAACUUACAAAAAGUCCCAAGUUUAUUUGUAGAACAUAUUCUUCUGAAAUACCGCAAUUAUCAAAAGUUCAUAUUUCUAUUCCUCCAUGCGAAAACAAAAAUACAAUUUCUUACAGUUUCGAGGAGAAUAAUAAUUUUAAGCAGUUCACUACUCAAAAAGAUGAAAAAUAUAUUGGAAAGGACAGCUUAAAAUUAGAUAUUGACAUUGGGAAAUCUCAAUUUAGUAUUGGCAAAGAAAUAAUUAGAUUUGACAAGAUAAUUGAAUUUGAUGAUACAAAGAGACCUUCUUCAUUACUAUUAACCGACUUAUCGAAAAUUGAUCAACAAAUUUCAGAUAUUAUUGAGAAAAUCGAUGAACCACAAACAAAUAUGGUUUUCCAACCAAAAAUUAACAAUACAAACAAUAUAAUUAGAAGACAAUCAUUAUUGCACUCAAAAAUGGACUUUGAGCUUAAGAAAAAUUCUUCAUUUAAUAUAGAUUCACCAAAUAAUAUAGAUGAAAAAAGUACAUACUACUUAGUAGAUAUCAAUGAGCAAAAAGAAGUUGAAAUGGACAUAUUACUAUUAAUUAAUGAUUUUUUCAAUAGCAUUAAAUUAAUAUUUAGUGAAAAGAACGAUUUAAAUGAUAAAUCAAAAAGAAAUACAAGUCACAGUUUUGAGGUGCCCUCCAUUUUUAUUGCAAAUAUUGGCUCAAAUUCUACAGCAUCAAGGCAAACUUUCUGGGGGACAAAUAAUGGCAGGUUAGUGUUAAUUAAUGAUGGAAUCAGUGAGUAUACCGAAAGAUACAAGAUCAAAAAUCUUGACAACAAAAUUCCGGGGAUUCUCCAUUCAGUAAUAUACCAAAUAUAUCAAAAUAUUAAUCACUCAUCAUUAUUUAAUUGGAAGUUGAGUGCGACUAUAUUAAUGCAGAAAUCAAUUUAUAAAAGUGAAAAUGUUGAAAAUGACUUCAAUCACGUAGAUUCUAGAAUAAAGCAACUAUGUAAUAAUGGGAAACCAUUAGUAUUCAAUGGGGGUUUAACCGGCUAUGUUAAUCCAGAACAAAAAUGUUUUUCUGAUAGCUUUACUCCAUUUAAUUAUCACUUAAGAUCAAACAAUAACAAUGAUAGCUCAAGAGAGAUUCAUUGUAGCGACCCCAUUUAUAAAUCGGAAACUAUAACCAAUUGUGAGUUUAAACAUUCUGAUGACUUUAUUUCUCAAAUAUACAAAGAGAUACAGGCGUUAUCUCCAAACUUUUUAGGUUCAAUCAAUGCAUAUUUUUUGAAUGAGGAAGAACUUGCAAACUUAUCUGAAGAACAUCCGGUUUUCCACUGUAUUAUAAUUCUGAAAAUAGAAGCAAUAACCUUAAAUUCCUCAAUUUCUUCAAACAUAGUCCUUACUGAUUUCUGUAUAGAUGAAAAUGGCGCCGCUGACAAUAACAUUGUCGACUACCUUUCUAUUGUAAAAGGCAAUCGUGUUAACAACAAAUUUAUGGACAAUAUCUUUCAGUUAAGAAUAAAUCACCAGACUGAGCCUUUAAUUUAUACGCUUGUUCAUUCAAAUAUUUAA